AUGCUUCUGAGACUCCGAGGGCCCGACGGCAUGAGCCGUCUAACUAUCGACAAGGACGAGACAUUUGGUGAGCUUGGGCGUCAGCUGCUUCCGAGCCUUCCCAAGACUGUCGACCCAAACACCAUUACCCUUUCGAAUGCUCCGACCGGUGGCGAUGCUAAGAAACUCGUCGAGAUUUCUUCCUUUAAGGUUGGGCAAAUCGGUUUGAAGCACGGCGACCUCAUCUUCAUCAACUACCAACACCAGGACAGCCUCUCGAACGGCGCCACAAAUGGCGCUCCGCAAGCCGACCAUCCACUUUCGUCCUCGAACCGUCUGAACGGCAAGCCUAUCCUUCCUACCGAAGAUCUUCCCAUCGAUCCUCUCCCAGUGACAUCGCCGUCCGAAAAGAUCAAGAAUCCCUGGGAGGUCGUAAAGCAGCACCCGCUCGACGACCGGUUAGACAAGAAGGAUGGCAAGAUCCCUAGAAAGCGGGAUAAGAUGUGCCGUCACGGCGAGAAGGGCAUGUGCGACUACUGCAUGCCUAUGGACCCAUUUAACGCCAAGUAUUUGGAGGAGAAGAAGAUCAAGUACCUGUCGUUCCAUUCGCACCUACGCAAGAUCAACUCUGCUACCAACAAGCCUGAGCUUGGAAGCUCGUUUAUUCCGCCUCUCGUGGAGCCCUACUUCAGAGUCAAGCGAGACUGCCCCUCCGGUCAUCCCCAGUGGCCCGAAGGCAUCUGCACCAAGUGUCAGCCCAGCGCCAUUACGCUUCAACCUCAGCCUUUCCGCAUGGUCGAUCACGUUGAGUUCUCGUCACCCGAUAUCAUCAACACCUUUAUCGAUGCUUGGAGAAAAACGGGAGGUCAGCGACUGGGCUACAUGUACGGACGCUACGCAGAGUACGAAGUUGUGCCUCUUGGUAUCAAGGCUGUUGUGGAGGCCAUUUACGAGCCACCUCAAGUCGACGAGGUCGACGGAAUUUCUUUGAAUGACUGGGAAAACCAAAAAGAUAUCGACGAGGUCGCGAGAAUGUGUGGUCUGCAGAAGAUUGGUGUGAUUUGGACUGAUCUGCUGGAUGCCGGCGCCGGCGAUGGAUCAGUCGUGUGCAAGCGACACGCUGAUUCCUAUUUCUUGUCUUCCCAAGAAAUCUGCUUCAUCUCACGUUUACAGGCUCAACAUCCAAAGCCCACCAAGUGGAGUGACAGUGGAAAAUUCGGCUCCAACUUCGUCUCAUGCAUUAUUUCAGGCAACGAGUCUGGAGAAAUCUCCAUUUCGUCGUAUCAGUCGUCCAACGAUGCCGUUGAAAUGGUACGCGCCGAUAUCAUUGAGCCUUCGGCUGACCCCAACGUCAUGCUUGUUCGUGAAGAGGAGGAGGACGACGGAUCCGUCAGCCGUACAAGAUACAUCCCCGAGGUUUUCUACCGCAGAAUCAACGAGUACGGAGCCAACGUCCAGGAGAACGCCAAGCCGUCUUUCCCGGUUGAGUAUCUCUUCGUGACACUGACCCACGGCUUCCCGGACGACGCCAAACCCACGUUCACGCAGUCGGGUUUCCCGAUCGAGAACCGCGAAUACAUGGGCGAGAGCCAAGAACACUCCGCGGUCGCGAGGAUCCUCAAGUUCACAGGAGGCCAGAAGCCAGCAGAGGGUGGACUCGAGAUGUCCAACUUCCACCUGCUUUGCUUCAUCCACCAAAUGUCCAUUCUCUCAAAGGACGAGGAGUCACUUCUUUGCCGAGUUGCAACUCAGCACGAUCUGGCUGACACAUAUCAACUGCGAUCUACCGAGGGCUGGCAAACUUUGCAGGUUAUCCUGCAAUCGACCGGUGAGCGAAUCCCCAAGCGCCCACGGCAGUCCGAGGGCCUUCCCACUUCUAAUUCCAUGCAUGCUGCUGCUUCUCCGGGACAACCUGGCACCACGGAAGAACCACUGGCUAAACGAUUUGCUGCCUUCAGGCUGAACGAGCGCCGACCUCUAGGUUGA
This is a messenger RNA of Colletotrichum karsti, 1965 nucleotides long. Its product is annotated as endoplasmic reticulum and nuclear membrane proteinc. Gene Ontology annotation, molecular function: ubiquitin protein ligase binding; ubiquitin binding. Gene Ontology annotation, cellular component: nucleus. Lineage: Eukaryota; Fungi; Ascomycota; Sordariomycetes; Glomerellales; Glomerellaceae. Bases 1 to 1965 code for a protein of 654 amino acids. The record is from RefSeq and is a predicted model, not a curated record. The transcript has 4 exons. Gene Ontology annotation, biological process: ubiquitin-dependent protein catabolic process.